AUGGAUACGGAGGAAUUCAGCGCCCAGUGUAAAAUAAGACAGUGUUUUCAAUGUCAUGGGGACACAGAAUUCUACUGUAACACGUGUAAACAUGAUCUGUGUCUAAAGUGUAAAGGGAGACACGUUACUGAUCUGGAUACAAUAAACCAUGAUGUUGUGAUUUACCUUGAAAAAUAUGAAUACAGCCAAAAACAAGAGACUUGUGUGAAACAUCACAGAAGAAUAUAUAAAAAGUACUGUCACUUAUGUAAACUUCCUGUCUGUUCCAAAUGUACAGAACAUGAAAAACAUCAAAUACAGGACAUUAGAACAGCAUAUAAAACAAACCGACAACUACAAAGAAAAUUUUUUCACAAAAUCAGAAGUGAAACUCUCUAUAACAGCUAUUUUCUCCUGGCAGGAAUCAAAACCGAAAUAAAAACUUGUCACCUUAAAAUUAUAAGCUGUCAAUCAGAAAUGUUUAAAAUGGGGCAAAAACUGAAAAAUCUAAUCAACACAGUUGUAUUCAAGGUUAAAAUCAGAUAUACACGUUAUAUAAUACGAAGACUAAAACAACAGAAGGAAAGUAUGAAUAGACACCUCGUCAGCAUUGAAAGCUAUGAACAUAGAUCUGAUCCAUCAGCAAACAGACCUGUUAGAUACCUCUUAUUGCUUAAGAAAACUUAUGUUCCAAAAAUGAAGGACACUCCAAAUCUUACACAACAUUUUCUGCUCUCCCUGACUGAGGAAAUGAACAUGGAGAAUGUAAUUAAGCUACUAAGUGAAAUGCAAAUCUCACAAACAGGAAAAAGAGAAGUAAGAAAUGAAUGUCUGCUGAAACUGAUGUCUACGCCAGUGUUGCACAAAUCUGUCACAGUGACAGGUGUAGGUGGUGUAAAUCACAUUUCCUGUGUGACAUCAGAUCAAGUCUGGGUCAGUGAUCACUGGGAUAGCAAUCUCAUCUUGACAAACACAGCAGGUGAAACACUACAUCAUCUGACCGAUGUAAGUAGCGGUUGGGGAGUACACACAGUGAAUAUGACAGGUAAUCUUAUUUACAUAGACAAGGAUUUUAACAUAAACAAAUUAUCUAAAGAUAACAGAACUAUGUCUACACUUAUAAAGAAAACAGAUCCAUGUAGACUACGUUGCAUCUACUGUUCCCCCUCCAAUGGAGAUCUACUGGUCGGGAUGUACAAUAUUGAUAUAAAUAUGGGCAUGAUAACACGGUAUAACGACACAGGACAACUCAUACAGACAAUUCCUACAAGCAACACAGAUCAGGGACUGUAUAAUGUACCAAGCUACAUUGCAGAGAAUCGUAAUGGAGAUGUUAUUGUAUCUGACUCUGUCCGCCGCGCUGUAGUGGUGACAGAGCGUCAAGGAAGACAUCGCUUCUCCUACAGAGGACCUCCAUCAGGAUCAGGAAUAUUACCACUAGGAAUCUGUACUGACGCGCUGUCACACAUCCUUGUGUGUGAUGGUAUCACUCACACAGUACAGAUGAUUGAUAAAGACGGACACUUACUGUCAGUUAUACAGACACAACAACAAGGGAUAAACUUUCCAUGGGGCUUGAGCUAUGACGACAAGUGUCACCUUCUCUGGAUAGGAUCAUUGAACAACAACAGAGUGUGUGUAUACAGAUACAUAAAGAGGCGUGAUUGCCCUACAAGUAAUAGUAUUAGUUAA
This is a messenger RNA of Saccostrea echinata, 1671 nucleotides long. RefSeq lists its product as uncharacterized. Gene Ontology annotation, molecular function: zinc ion binding; ubiquitin protein ligase activity. Gene Ontology annotation, biological process: proteasome-mediated ubiquitin-dependent protein catabolic process; protein polyubiquitination. The coding region runs from base 1 to 1671 and encodes 556 amino acids. Lineage: Eukaryota; Metazoa; Mollusca; Bivalvia; Ostreida; Ostreidae. The transcript has a single exon. The record is from RefSeq and is a predicted model, not a curated record.